CCCCAACAUCUUGCAUCUCACAGCUGCGCAAGUCCACUCUUGACACACAAUGCCACCUUCCGGCGCGGCUUACAACAUCGAUUGGGUGUGGUCUUUCGACUCCAACACACACGUCGCAACCCACCGCGACUGGUUCACAACCUUCACACCUCUCACUUCCCAAAUCAGCAGCACGCACAUCAGCUCCACAUACUCCGUAGAAGGUAUAGGUUCAGUCGAGAUCGAGGUGCGCAGGAUCAUCGGCAACGCAGCAAAGAGGAACGUGGGACCGAAGAACUCCAAAGUCGUACUUCGCAAUGUGUUGUAUGUACCAGACUUCAUCUGCAAUGUGAUGGGCAAUACCGUGCGAGAGGAUUACGACAUCUCAAUUGGCGCGGAGAGGUGGAUCAUAGAUAAGAAAACGGGACGGGGCAUCGGCAUGUUGGACAAGAACCCUGCAGGGCUGGUCAAGAUCCUGUUGAAGGGACAGGCGAAGGGUGAGACGGGGUUGAAGGGCGAUGUACCAGCCAGAAUUACUGUUGAGUGGUCAGACGAGGAACAGCAGAAGUAUAAAGCUCAGAAGGAAGCUUGAGACACCACAAAGGAUACUCGAAUGAUCAUUUCACGACAACGCCGCCUAUUAUCACCGAUCCACCAAGAUUGAGCUCGGCAUCAGCUAUAGGUGGGAUGCUUCUGCUGCACGGACAUGGUUCUGGGUUCCACUUUCAGCGGCGGACAACGAUCAAAAGCUUGAGACUGGGGGCAUCGCAUUUGGACCGAAAGCAAUGACCGGCUAGAAAUUUGCGAAGACAAAGUCCCGGUGAGCAACACAUAAUGUGCGUUAUGUAUUCCCUUAGAUUGCAUAGCAAAGCCUCGACGUCGAGCGAACAUAGAUCAAUAUGUCGUGGU
This is a messenger RNA of Paraphaeosphaeria sporulosa, 888 nucleotides long. RefSeq lists its product as uncharacterized. The transcript has a single exon. Lineage: Eukaryota; Fungi; Ascomycota; Dothideomycetes; Pleosporales; Didymosphaeriaceae. The record is from RefSeq and is a predicted model, not a curated record. Bases 50 to 571 code for a protein of 173 amino acids.